Messenger RNA from Fundulus heteroclitus (mummichog), 1870 nucleotides. It is a transcript of the gene bpifcl, whose product is annotated as BPI fold containing family C, like. The transcript is spliced from 16 exons. The record is from RefSeq and is a predicted model, not a curated record. Bases 139 to 1569 code for a protein of 476 amino acids. Lineage: Eukaryota; Metazoa; Chordata; Actinopteri; Cyprinodontiformes; Fundulidae. Gene Ontology annotation, molecular function: lipid binding.
ACGCCUUCAUUUAUACGAACAAGCAGCGACGAAGAGCGUUCUCAUCCAGAUCUAGCUCCUUUUUCAAGAGCUUUUCCUCAACCUCAUAUGCCACCCGUUCCUUGCUUCAGGUAAGGGAGGCUCAGAAACAAGAAAAUCAUGCUUCCAUGUGUGAUAGUAGUCUUCAUGCUCCUGUCGGGCGCCUGUGGAGAGAACCCAGCGGUACAAGUCAUCCUGGCGAACAAAGGGCUUCAGUAUGGGAAACAUGUUGGCACCGGAUGGGUCCAGGAGCAGUUUACGAAAAUUACCUUUCCUGACAUCAGUGGUGAUUUUGACAUCAAGAUUGGAAAAGUACACUACGUUCUAUCAGGUGUGACUAUAAGAAAGUGUGACCUCCCUGAGCCUGUUGUUGACUUUGAGCAGGGCACAGGCUUGAAGACAUCCAUCACAGGUCUCAGUAUUGCCGUUACUGGGGAAUGGAGGACAAGUUUUGGUGUAAUACAUGACGGUGGAACAUUCGACAUGGCUAUAUUCAACAUGGGUGUGACCUCUGUUGUGCGACUGGGUAGUGAUGCUGAGGGGCAUCUGUCUGUCACCAGCAACCGCUGUGACGCUUCAGUCAGCGACGUGGACUUGGUGUUCCACGGAGGAGCCAGUUGGAUAUUUCAGCCACUUGUCAAGUAUUUCAAAGGACAUAUCAUUGGGAUAAUACAAGAAACAAUCUGUCCUGAAGUGAACAAAGCCAUCGCAGGGCUGGACUACCAUCUGCAGGCCAUGAACGUGUCCUUCGGUGUAAACGAAGUCCUCACCCUCAGCGUCCCUCUCACCGGUCCCCCCGUCAUCAAUGCUUCCAGUCUGGGGUUAGGGUUUAAGGGGGAGUUCUACAGCACCAAAACCCACCAAGAGCCUCCCUUUGUGGCCCAGCGGUUCUUCUUGCUGCAGCAGCCGGGCUACAUGAUGUCCAUGGGAGUGUCAGAGUUCACCAUGAACUCUGCCUCGUUUGGAUACUUCUCAGCAGGAGUGCUUCAAGCCAUCAUCAACGACAGCAUGAUCCCUCCUUUCAGUCCCAUUCACCUGAAUACCUCCUCAAUGGGAAUGUUCAUUCCUCAGCUUCCCAAGAUGUUUCCAGGUUUGCUGAUGAAUCUGGAGGUGUAUGCCCGAGAGGCUCCAGUGUUUUCCCUCCAGCCUGGCGCCGGCUUCCUGGGUGUCCAGGUCGGGGUGAAGGCUGUCGCCCUGGAACCAAAUGGUACUCAGGUCCCACUGUUCAAACUCAACCUUGACGCAGAAAUUAUCUUUAAACUGAUGAUUGCUAAAGGGAAGCUGAUGGGCACCGUGAUGUUGGAUAACAUGACGUUGACUCUGGCCUCCAGUGAAAUCGGAGUCUUUAAGACGGAUUCUUUGGAGAACGCAGCAAAGGCAGUAAUGAAUAUGGGCAUACGUAAAGUGGACGCGAUGCUGAAAGAAGGGAUCGUUAUCCCAAGAAUGAAACAGGCACAACUGGUCAACACAGUGCUGGCGAUGCAGGAGGGGUUUGUGGCCAUUUAUUCGGAUGCAGAGCUUCUGCCAACAGACAAAAGCCCCUACUUAUAAACAUCAAAUAUGUGAUUUGUUUAAAUAUAAUUGUUUUAAAAUCCUUGGUUAACUCAAAAUAUAUCAGGCUUAAAGUGAUCUGGGCUGAUCUUUCUUCACAAGAGAGAAGCACCGUUGGCUGAAAUCCAAAACCUGAACGUACCAGAGCUUUCUGAGCCUCGCUACCCAACACAUGCUGAAACCCAAACACAUGAUUAACACUUGUACAGACGUGUCCAGCCACAAGUCUGGGGCUCAUUUGUGCCGAUGAUCAAGAGUACUGCCUGUAUUUACUCCAUAAUAAAUAUUAAUGUGCUUCCUG